GCGAUACCCCACGACGUUCGCACGGUUGCACUCUGCUCCUGCCUCCUGCUCAGCGUCAUCCGGCGGCACAGCUUCGGCUAUACCCCGCGCCACCACCGCUGAUAACAGUAGCAGCGAAGGCUUGGAUUGCACUUUUGAAUGCAGUAACGCCUAAUGUUCAGUGCUGUUUUUCGUGCUUUGCCCAAUUGUGUGGCACAACGUGUUACGGCAGCAUACUUUAAAGCUAUUACCUUUCGGUCUAGAGGUCUCCAUAGUGUAUCAACAAAAGAACAGAUCCACAGCAAAAUGAGGGUCUGUGUUCUUCCCGCAUUACAAGACAACUACAUGUACUUGGUGAUUGAUGAAGAAACUCAAAAGGCAGCAAUUGUAGAUCCUGUCAACCCAACUGCUGCUUUGGAAGCAGUUCAAGAAGAAAAUGUGAGCCUGACAACUGUUUUGACCACACACCACCAUUGGGAUCAUGCAGGAGGUAAUGAAGAACUUGUUAAGCGCUACCCUGGCCUGGAAGUUUAUGGUGGUGAUGACAGGAUUCCCGCCCUUACAAAGAAAGUUACCCAUGGCAACAAGUUCUUUGUGGGGAAACUGGAGAUAGAAGCUUUGUUCACACCAUGCCACACCUCUGGUCAUGUGUGUUUUUUGAUUAGCUCUCCCGGCCAACCUUCUGCGGUUUUCACAGGUGACACUUUGUUCAUUGGAGGAUGUGGACGAUUUUUUGAGGGAAAUCCGGAACAAAUGUACACAGCAUUGGUAGAAAUUUUAGGAAGUUUGCCAGAUGAGACUAAAGUGUUUUGUGGCCAUGAAUAUACUGUUGCCAAUUAUAAAUUUGCCAAACAUGUUGAACCUCAUAAUCAGGAUUUGCUUGAGCAGGAUGCCAGAGCUAAAAUGAAAAGAGAAAGGCAAGAACCUACUGUGCCUUCAACCAUUGGUGUUGAAAAGAGAACGAACCCUUUCAUGCGGGUCUGUGAAAGUAGUGUACAAGAUCAUGCUGGACACCAGGACCCAAUUGCAACCAUGCAGUUCAUACGCCGUGAGAAGGACAAUUUCAAAGGCUAAACUAUAGUGUUCUGUUACCCAAGGACGGAUUGGGCUUUUAGUUUAUUUCAUUACACUCUGUCCAAUAUGAAAAACAGCUUUUUAUAAUUUACUUAUUGGAAAAUAUUGUCGUAAAAAUAGAACUUUCCACCAUGUGCAAUAAUUUUUUAUAAAUAUAUAUUAUGAAACUUA
Messenger RNA from Thrips palmi, 1224 nucleotides. It is a transcript of the gene tzn, whose product is annotated as hydroxyacylglutathione hydrolase, mitochondrial. NCBI's taxonomy places the organism in Eukaryota, Metazoa, Arthropoda, Insecta, Thysanoptera, Thripidae. The transcript is spliced from 8 exons. The record is from RefSeq and is a predicted model, not a curated record. Gene Ontology annotation, molecular function: hydroxyacylglutathione hydrolase activity. The coding region runs from base 154 to 1053 and encodes 299 amino acids.